GAUGUAUUUCCUGACAAUGCAACAGGAAGGAAAAUUUUGUCAAUGGUGAUCAAAUGUCCAAGUGACGGUUGCUCGUGGACUGGUGAGCUGAGGAACAAAGAGGUAAAAAACCAAGAGCACAAAUUACAUCCAAGGCACCGGGUUGAUUCAUUUCGUGUCAAACAUGAUCAUUUCCAAAUUGAGUAUACCCCAGUCUCUUUCACCAGCUUUUAAAACUUACUAAAUCAAGUAUUUUACUUUUUAAUACAGCCCUACGUUUAUAUGUGCUACGCGUGAAUUAUGAAACGUGUGGAGGGGUGAAAAGGAAAUGUGGAGAGGUCAAACGUCAGAUUCGUACAGCCGGUUUGUAACUGAACGCGUGUGCAAGUCGACUUUUCUACGCCUGAAUCGUUUUAAUUUCAGGACAAAUGUACAUCACAACCUAGACCGGAAUCCGGGAAAUGUUUGCUUGUAGCUAGAGAAUCCGGAAUGCUGGUGAAAUUGGAAUCCGGAAAACAACUCAAGGAAUCGGGAAUCCCACUAAAAGCUUGAGAGAAAGCUAAGAGAUGAAAGAGAAAAGCUUGAAAUCCAGAAUCCAAGUUCCACUUACAACGACUGUAAUUCAGUACAUGGAAUCAGGAAUCCAUGGCUCAGUGCUGUCUUAAAUUCCCUUACAUGGCGCGAGGGCUGGCUUUAGGCCUUCAAAAAGAAUUUCUUUGGUAUUGCAGACAAACACUCUCCGUUUAGUUUUGCACUAGUGUUGUGCAAAUAGGUAAAGUAAACUUCUAUAUGUUGUUAUUCAAGCAGAGGAACUACGACCAUGGAGUAUACCAGAAGCCAUGCAAGCAAUGACCACUACACAACCGCGACCCCAAUUGUUCGUAUCGUACCCUAUACGCUUUCCUCUCUUAAUUCUGCAAAAUGUGUAUUAUUUCAAACCGGCUCACCUAGAAGCUUGCCCGUUCAAAAUUGUUACUUGUACCAACGAAAAUUGCCAUGUGACCAUAAAGCGGAAAGAUCUUGAACAACACGUGACAAACACUUGCGAUUGGAAGAUCCUAAAAUGUGAAUACUGCAAAGAACCACAUCCAGAGAGGAGCUUGAAGGUAAAAAGAAUUGAAAAUAACAAAACUACGCUUUCAACUACGUCGCGUAUUUUAAACGAAGCUUCCUCUUGCCGUAGUUUUUACAGAUGAUGACGAGUGAGACGCCUCUUUCGUUUGAUCUUGACUUAGCUCAGCUUUGAGCUAAUAUUAGCCUUUCACCGGCUUGUCCACAGGUAGCGCUGUUUACCUCAAACGUGGCUACACUGCAGUCAAAUGCCCCAGGCAGUGUUUUUUCUUUUAGUUAAAAACGUUUCUUAAGUUAAGAUCGUCCGUUGGGUCAGACGUCGAAUAAUUUAGGACUAGUCGAACCAAUCAGCUGAAUCAGAUCAGUACUUAACAAUUAUUGGAUGAGGUUUCGCGAAAUAUAGUGAUGUGUGAUACACUGAAAAUCACGAUAUUUUGCGAUAACCGAGUUUCAUAAUUCUUUUAUUACUUGAUCACAGAGUUUGUUUUUCAAUUAUUUGCGAAGCGAUCUGCCAAUUACAAAGCAGGAGCGGUCGCAAGAAGAAGAAAAACGUGGUUUCACUUACGCAUGAGCAGAAUAUCAUUUGUAGCCUAACAUAGUUGGACGCUAUUACGCAUGAGCAGGCUAUUAUUUGAAGGCAGUCAUUUACAGGUAACGUUUUGGACUCUCGGCCAAUAACAAGGAAGAAAAAUCUGCAUCGAAUGAUAAUACAGCUUAUGCAAAAUUUGGCCCGAGAGCGGUCUGCGGGAGUAACAGACUGUAUUACUAUGGGGGAUUGGAAAACAAAGAAUUGAGAACUACGAAACUUUCACGGCCUGAAAAAAAAAUGACGUUUUUCAACCCAAGUGCAAAAGGAUAAAUUAGGUAUUUGUCUUUUUGCAGGAUCACUUGGAGAACUGCAGCAAGUUUCCACUUCCUUGCCCUAACGACUGCGGGGAUUCAGUUCUCAGAGAAAUGGUAACUGCAUUUCAUUUUAGUAUGGGUGACUUCACUGAUGGUAGAGUAAAGUAUCUUCGCACUAUGCAGCUACGGUUUCUCUUCUUGUUUGAAAAAAAAAUUGAAGUUAUCUCCAGUCUUCUAUGAGACAACAAAAGCCUCUUGACGUAUACUUACUUACAUCUUACUUCCGGUCGACGCCUAAAAAACGACGGGAAGAAAACUAACCCCAUGGAGCUCGAUCUCUCAUACAACUUUUAAGAUCUUGAAUGUUCUAAAGACCAGUAUCCCCAGCAGUGUGUUUAGGUAUGUAGCUGUCGUACUUCCUCUUGCAGCCCUUCCAUGUGCAGGCACCCAUGUUAUCAGCCGUUGCACUGGAGAACUCUCAUCGCGAAAAACAUUCUCCAGAAAGAGCGAUUCUUCUAUUUUGAAUGGUAGAGGUCACCUCUUUUCGCCCCUUUACCGCUUUGANGCAUUUCAUUUUAGUAUGGGUGACUUCACUGAUGGUAGAGUAAAGUAUCUUCGCACUAUGCAGCUACGGUUUCUCUUCUUGUUUGAAAAAAAAAUUGAAGUUAUCUCCAGUCUUCUAUGAGACAACAAAAGCCUCUUGACGUAUACUUACUUACAUCUUACUUCCGGUCGACGCCUAAAAAACGACGGGAAGAAAACUAACCCCAUGGAGCUCGAUCUCUCAUACAACUUUUAAGAUCUUGAAUGUUCUAAAGACCAGUAUCCCCAGCAGUGUGUUUAGGUAUGUAGCUGUCGUACUUCCUCUUGCAGCCCUUCCAUGUGCAGGCACCCAUGUUAUCAGCCGUUGCACUGGAGAACUCUCAUCGCGAAAAACAUUCUCCAGAAAGAGCGAUUCUUCUAUUUUGAAUGGUAGAGGUCACCUCUUUUCGCCCCUUUACCGCUUUGACUACCUUAAAGCUCGCUGUUUUUAACCUUGUCCUUCCAUUAUAUGUUUUUUACCAUUUGCAGCAUUCUUGUAUAAGUUGCAUCCAGGCUUUUUUCUUCGGCUUGACGCAUGGAUAAAUACGAAUCACACGUGAACAACGGAAACAAGUCUUAGUCCUUCAUCAAGUGCUAUACUAACCGGAUCGAGCAUAUAGAAAAUGUAGGAUUGACUGUGACUAUGACCUUUACUUUACAUUCAGACUUGAUCGACAUUUUCAAAACUGCUGACUUGAUAAAAAGCACUAUCAUGAUGAAAGUUAUGCUAAGCACUGGGUCGUGUCUCACCAAUUAUCAAAAUUCAUACUUAGGUCCAAGGCUGCAGGGUUGAGUCUCGGGGAUCACUAAUUCAUUUCUUUUGUUCUAUUCCUCUCAGCCUCAAGGCCAAGUAUGAAUUUUAAUCUUUUAACAAUUCGAAACUGGCCAAUUGAAACGGUUCGCUUAUUUGAUUUUACCAUUUUCUUUUAGAUUCCAAACCACAUUGGCAGCGUCUGUCCCUUGUCUUUAGUGUCCUGCCCGUACGAAGAAAUGGGAUGCAUUGAAAAGGUUUGCUCUUAAUCAAAUUAAUUCUUAAUUUUAGAGGAUUGAAAACAUAAUACAGUAAACACCAUUUUGUAUGCGGGUGUUUACUGUACGUUGUACAUGAGUAACAACACCAACGGGAAACUUCUCAAUUCGGACCACUUUCGGUCUGAGUUAUCGGGCAAAGCCUUUCGUCCUGGCACUAAGAAAAUUACUAGGCAAACAAAAUUUCAUAAGGCAUGGGAUUGUAAAUACACGCUCUAACUAAAGAUCAUUUGUCUUCUUUCUACAGUUUCAGCGCAAAAACGUGGAUUCACAUCUUCAAUCCGCCAUGCGUGAGCAUCUUGACUUAGCAUGUGUUAAACUUAACAACACACAGGUUCAGUUAAGAAAUACCCAAGAAACAGCAAGGAAACUUGCGGAGAAAUUUGAAGCUCUUCAGAGGCAACUAGCGAAGAAAGUGGAUACUGAUAAAGGGGGUGGUAACAAACGGUUUAUUUGGAAGCUCAAUCCGGGUCCUCUGCGUAUGGGAAGAGGAAAUACCAUGGGAGUAAAGGAAAGUAAUGCAUUCUACACUGGAUGUUAUCGCUACAAAUUAAAAGUGAAACUCUCUCUUGGUUAUCGUCGUGGACCUUUAAGUGACUGGACUUUCACGAUUGUCGUCGUUUUGAUGGAAGGUGAAUACGAUGACAUAUUACCCUGGCCUUUUAGCAAGAAAAUAACGGUCACACUGAUUGAUCAAAACGAGGAUCUCAAAGAAAGGAAAAACAUUACAAAAUAUUUAAGCCCAAGUGAACAUGUGUGGGAAGAGAUAUUCUCAAGAAGACCAACUUCGGAGCUACAGGGUGCGAUAUUGCGUUUCAUAUCUUACGGAGAACUUCAAACUAGGCGCUACUUUGCAAAUGAGACUCUGUUUAUUCAGGUCGAUGUAGAACCUGAUGACUAG
Messenger RNA from Porites evermanni, 4405 nucleotides. The record is from the annotation of a GenBank genome assembly. NCBI's taxonomy places the organism in Eukaryota, Metazoa, Cnidaria, Anthozoa, Scleractinia, Poritidae.